This is a messenger RNA of Rhea pennata, 1976 nucleotides long. It is a transcript of the gene SPACA1, whose product is annotated as sperm acrosome associated 1. Lineage: Eukaryota; Metazoa; Chordata; Aves; Rheiformes; Rheidae. The record is from RefSeq and is a predicted model, not a curated record. Bases 1 to 918 code for a protein of 305 amino acids. The transcript is spliced from 7 exons. Gene Ontology annotation, biological process: acrosome assembly. Gene Ontology annotation, cellular component: acrosomal membrane.
AUGGGGCUGCGGGCGGCGCUCGCCGCGCUCCUGGCGCUGCUCGCCGCGGCGGCCGCGGGCGGCAACGGCAGCGGCGAGGGCUUCGUGGCGGCGGAGCCCGGCGGCGGGCGAGCGGAGCCGGGUCUGAAUGCCACCGUGCCCAGGGAAGUAGAGUCUGGAGUAUGCACAGUUACAUGUGGGAUCGGCAUUCGAGAAGUUCUGUUAACCAGUGGAUGCCCUGGGACUGAAACAAAAUGUAUUGUCCGUGUGGAGGAGUGUCGGGGACAAGUAGACUGUGGAUGGGGAAAACCAAUUUCUGACAGCCCUGCCAGCGUGAAGAUGCCUUGUAUUUUUAUACCUCCUGAAAAUCGAUUUAAAUAUGUUUGGAAGAUGUUAAUUCCAAACCAGCCAGCACUCAUUCUUCCCAAUGAUUCAGCUAUUAUGGAAGUACACAGAGAUACCCAUCCAAUUACUUUCCAGUGUGAGACUCAAGAAAAGGGAAGUGUAAUUGCCUCUGUAAAAUACACAGUCUACACUACAGCUGAACUGGAAACAAAACCACCAAGGAACACAAAGACAGAUAUAGUUCUGAUCUUUUCCCUGGUGACCGGAAUCAUUGUGAUUGUUGGUGUGAUCUUUGUAUUAAUCUUUAUAAUUCUUCACCGGGCUGCUUUAAAAAAUAUUUGGGAAUCAAAAUUUGGGAAAGACAGCAAAGACAAACAGGUGUCCAAAAAAGAUUCACAAAGAAAUGUGGAAGAAACAGCCCCCUGCUCAGGGUCAGGAUUGGCUUUGAAAGGAAGUGGAGCCUCUGCACCUGGAACGUCAGCUACAGUGUUCUCACCAUCUGAACAAAAGACAGCACAAGAAAUGCCACAGCCCUCACCCACAGAGAAUGAAGUACAGGAGCCCACCCAGGACUGGCAAAAUGAGGAGAAUUAGAAAAAAAGACUGGGUUAGAUAGAUAUAUGAUAUAAAAAAGAUUAAAUAUGCUUGAGAUGCUGAUUUUAAGAAGUGCUUUUUAUAGUUCAUUCACUGGCAUGGAUGGCUGAACUUUAAAUGAGAUGGGUAAAAGUACUUCUCUUUUAAGGUGGGCAUCACUCUCCAGGUAAUUUCAUGAUCUGAAAACCUCUGAACUGGAGCACUAGAGCCAGGUUUUUGGGAGGAUCUUGAAAAUGAUGUAUUCUCUAAGUUGGUGAUUGAUACAGUUUAGGCAAAGACCAUCCUUUGUAAAAUGCCCAUUAUCUCAGUGUUGAUCUUCAGACACAGCACCUAGUAUGUAAUCACUAUGAUCCAGUUUCUCCUUGACACCUGGAAGGGUAUAUAACGAUACAAAAGAUACCGAAAGUUACUUCGUAAGUUUGAUUAUAUUUGUGCUUACACAUCUGUACAUCUAGCCAUUUUUACCAACGAAAGGAUCAAAAUUUGUGAACAGAAGAACAGCCCCUUUGAGUCACACCAAAGGUUUGUCGAUAUCAAUUGCCAAAAAAGGAUGCCUAGGGAAGAGUAAGGAACACGACAAGCUUGUAUGAUGUUCUCCCCAUGUACUCUUCCAGCCUCCAGCUAUUUGCAUAUUUUUAAGUCUAUUGCAAUUUCUAAGCAGUUAGCAAUCUUGCAUAGACUUCUUUUCCAUUAAUUGUUCAGUGUCCCUUUGUACCAAUGUAAACUACUGUCAUGUACAAUGUGGACAAGGAGUUCCACAGCACAACUAUAUCUGUUUUCCAUUUUUAACUACUUGCCAGCUUCUUUUGCCGCACCUCUUCCUGAAAAGACAGUGAACUGCCAUUCCCCAUCAUGUUCCUUCUGCUGCGGAUGAUCGCUUAGAUGCCUGUUAUGUUCCCCUGGUUAUUUGCUUUCUAGACCAAAAAGUGCAGCCUUACUUAAGAAUUCUUCACCCACAACUUAUUCUAUACUUCUAACCAACCGUGCUGAUCUCUAAACCUUCUCCAUUAUGUGAUUACUCUGUUUCUGAAGAUGCUUUCUAUUUAUGUAAAUAAAUG